This is a messenger RNA of Annulohypoxylon maeteangense, 639 nucleotides long. RefSeq lists its product as uncharacterized. The coding region runs from base 100 to 549 and encodes 149 amino acids. The record is from RefSeq and is a predicted model, not a curated record. NCBI's taxonomy places the organism in Eukaryota, Fungi, Ascomycota, Sordariomycetes, Xylariales, Hypoxylaceae. The transcript has 3 exons.
AUUCGCCUUCAGAAUUCCUUCCACAUAUUCGUAAUUUAGAAACCGGAGAAAUUCAAUUGAUCACCCAAUCAUCCAUACGAUAACCCCAAUCUUUACAAGAUGUCUACAAGAUUGCUAUUAAGAACCCGUUUGCCGAGGCAUGCUCUCGGGGCCAGUAUUGUCGGGCUAUCCCUCGGCACGAGCUUGACAACGUUUAAACAAUCUAAGCUCCGGCUGGACGCGAGAGAGACGCCGCGACCGAUUAAUAGCCUCCCUCCGGUCAAGGAGAGAUUAGAUCCCGAACUUUUAAAACAGCUUUCCGGCGGUAGUAUUACAGGGUUCGUUUCUGGAGUUCUCAUUAGCAUAUUCUCGCGUACGUUGGUCUUGCUUCUGGGGAUUUCUGUAGUCAUUGCUCAGGUGGCUUCGAGAUAUGGCCUCGAUCUUGUACAGCAGCUGAAAUUGAAACAACGACUGGGAAAUUCACGGGUAUUGGCUGCCUUGGAGAGGGACCCUGCGUUUAAGUUGUCAUUUGGGCUGUUCUUUGCAAUGUCUGCUUUCAUGCAAUUCUAAUACUAUAGGUAACAACUAACGCAAUGCAUCAUCAAAAUGAACUGCACAAGUUUUCCGUCUAGAAGGUCUGCGUUUCCCUCUUAAGCCAUG